Betta splendens (Siamese fighting fish) is the source of this 1993-nucleotide messenger RNA. RefSeq names its product chaperonin containing TCP1, subunit 6A (zeta 1) (gene cct6a). Bases 96 to 1691 code for a protein of 531 amino acids. Gene Ontology annotation, biological process: protein folding. Gene Ontology annotation, molecular function: ATP-dependent protein folding chaperone; ATP hydrolysis activity; ATP binding. Gene Ontology annotation, cellular component: chaperonin-containing T-complex. The record is from RefSeq and is a predicted model, not a curated record. NCBI's taxonomy places the organism in Eukaryota, Metazoa, Chordata, Actinopteri, Anabantiformes, Osphronemidae. The transcript has 13 exons.
CACGUGUUAGAGCCUUCUGGAAAGCGACUCCCCUUUCCAGAGCGUCCGAACACAGCGGACUCCACACCGGCUAUACUUUUCACUUUUGCCUCGCCAUGGCUGCGGUGAAAGCUUUGAACCCAAAAGCAGAGGUUGCCAGGGCUCAGGCCGCGUUAGCGGUCAACAUCAGCGCCGCCCGAGGCCUCCAGGAUGUGCUGCGAAGCAACCUGGGACCGAAGGGGACCAUGAAAAUGCUGGUGUCUGGAGCAGGAGACAUAAAACUGACCAAAGAUGGCAACGUCUUGUUACAUGAGAUGCAAAUUCAGCACCCCACAGCAUCACUGAUCGCAAAGGUUGCCACGGCGCAGGAUGACAUCACAGGAGACGGCACCACCUCAAAUGUCCUCAUCAUCGGGGAACUGCUGAAACAGGCGGAUCUCUACAUAUCUGAGGGUCUUCAUCCAAGGAUCAUUGCUGAGGGCUUUGAGGCAGCAAAAGAAAAAGCUUUGGCUGUUCUAGAGGACUUGAAGGUGACUCAGGAGAUGAACAGAGAAACCCUCAUCAACGUUGCACGCACCUCCCUUAGGACAAAGGUCCACGCAGAGUUGGCAGACUUACUCACUGAGGCUGUAGUAGAUGCUGUGUUGGCUAUCGCUAAACCAAAUGAACCCAUCGACCUGUACAUGGUGGAAAUCAUGGAGAUGAAGCAUAAGACUGACUGCGACACACAACUUAUCAGGGGUUUAGUGUUGGACCACGGUGCCCGUCACCCAGACAUGAAGAAGAGAGUGGAGGAUGCCUUUGUACUGACCUGCAAUGUCUCUUUGGAGUAUGAAAAGACAGAGGUCAACUCUGGCUUCUUCUACAAGAGUGCUGAUGAGAGGGAAAAGCUUGUGGCUGCGGAAAGGAAGUUUAUCGAGGAUCGUGUGCAGAAGAUCAUUGCCCUGAAGGACAAAGUCUGCCCUGAUGGAGACAAAGGUUUUGUUGUCAUUAACCAGAAGGGUAUUGAUCCAUUCUCUCUGGAUGCCCUCGCCAAGGCAGGAAUUGUAGCCUUGCGCAGGGCAAAGAGGAGGAACAUGGAGAGACUCACGCUUGCCUGUGGAGGUAUUGCCAUGAAUUCAGUUGAUGACCUCACGCCUGAGUGCUUGGGACAUGCCGGGUUGGUUUAUGAGCACACACUGGGUGAGGAGAAGUACACGUUCAUUGAGAAGUGUGGGAACCCUCGCUCAGUCACUCUGCUGGUGAAGGGACCCAACAAACACACACUCACACAGAUUAAAGAUGCUGUGAGAGACGGUCUGCGUGCAGUCAAGAAUGCCAUUGAAGAUGGUAGUGUUGUCUCUGGUGCAGGUGCACUUGAGGUGGCUGUGGCUGAUGCUCUGGUAAAACACAAACCCAACGUGAAAGGCAGAGCCCAGUUGGGUGUCCAAGCAUUUGCAGAUGCUCUUCUCGUCAUCCCCAAGGUUUUGGCUCAGAACUCUGGAUAUGACCCACAAGAGACCCUGCUGAAACUGCAGACAGAGUACAAAGAGUCUGGUCAACUUGUUGGUGUAGACCUCAGCACAGGGGAACCUAUGGUGGCAGGAGAAGCAGGUAUUUGGGACAAUUACAGUGUCAAGAAGCAGCUUCUUCACUCAUGCACAGUGAUUGCAAGCAACAUUUUGUUGGUAGAUGAGAUCAUGCGUGCUGGAAUGUCAUCUCUGAAAGGUUAAAGGUCACCUAAAGAAGCCCUUGUCAUACUCAUUGAGAAAGUUGUUCAUCGGAUGGCUCAGUCAACAUGUUCCUGCUCUCGGCACUCGGAAGCACCCAAGUCUGAUGGAUGCUGUCAACUCCCCAGCGUCCAUCACAACAUCUGUCAGAAACCAUCAUUAUGCUAGUCAAGGUCUUUUUCAUGGAUUGGUUGUCUUUUUCAUGGAAUGAUUGUCUGAUUGGUUUAUUUAUGAGAUUUUGUUAAAGCACUGUCCCACUCUCAUUUUUGUUUAAUACCCAUUAAAGAAUUUCUUCACUCUGGAAA